Messenger RNA from Sciurus carolinensis (gray squirrel), 3670 nucleotides. RefSeq lists its product as uncharacterized. The coding region runs from base 1319 to 2245 and encodes 308 amino acids. The transcript is spliced from 2 exons. Lineage: Eukaryota; Metazoa; Chordata; Mammalia; Rodentia; Sciuridae. The record is from RefSeq and is a predicted model, not a curated record.
CACAGCCAUUAUGGAAAGAGUGCGGAGAAAUAGUUUGAAAAACUAGAAGUAGGUCUACCAUGUGAUCCAGCAACCCACUAUCGAGGAACUAUAUCCAAAAAGAUGAAAUCGGUAUGGCGAAGACCCAUUUGCUCUCCAUGUGUGUGGCGGCACUAUUCACAACAGCCAAGAUGUGAAACUCCUGUAAUGAGGUACUCAGGCACGGCGGAACGCUAUUCAGCCGAGAUAAAGUGAAACUCCGUCCAUCAUCUGUGGCAAAGCGCUUGAGACUGGUGGACAUGACCCUAAGUGAAGUAAGUCGGGCAUGGAAAGAGAAAUUCUGCAUCUUCUCACUUAUAUGUGAAAGUAGGAGAUGGGGACUUGGUCUGACAACACUGCGGGUGAACUUGAACUUCUGUGUUCCACUUGGAGUUCAGCUUCUGAACAUAGUCCCAGGAAAAUAAGGGAUCAACCCAAGAAAAGGAAACUGGGUCGACCAAGGAAGCAGAGAUGGUGGGAAGCCUCCGCCAAGCCAUCAGCCGCUGGUGCACGUAGAUGCUCAGAUGUGCCUUGGUAGCUGCCUGUCUGCAGGGCCACCGCCUCUGAGCUUGUGCGUAGGUGCCCCGUAAGACAGAUGGCACAGCAUCAGGAGGAAAGAGCUGAGCCCCAGCCGGGCGCGGUGGUGCACGCAUGCAAGCCCAGCGGCUCAGGAGACUGAGACAGGAGGAUCGCAAGUUCAAAGUCAGCCUCAGCAACUCGGCAAGACCCUGUCUCUAAAUAUUAAAAAGGUCUAGGGAUGUGGCUCAGUGGUGAAGCGCCCCUGGGUUCAAUCCUUGGUACCAAAAAAACAGAAAAAAAAAAGCUGGGCCAGUGGAGGGAGAAAAGCCUGGUCCAAACCUGGCCCCCCGUCACUUGCUGGCUGCGCCCUAGAAGCUGCGUGGACGCGCCUCCCCAGCUUGGUUUCCCCACUCGUCACAGAAACCUAAUGGCGCCUUCCAUAGGCAUCGGCUUGAGGUUCUGUGCCUCUGAAGAGCUCGGUGCAGCCCUGACACUCAGUCGUUGCCCGGCCAACAAUAACGACGGUCAUUAUGAUUAUCAAUGCCAUCAGGAAGCCUGACCCAGCAUGCUGGCCUCCUUGCUAUGCCCGAGGGACACUCUCACGACAAGCAUCCCGACAACUGGUCCAGGACUUGUUGGCAACACUGUCCACCCCUCUGACCCUCACCCAGCCCUGCAAUAAUUCUUGGCCCUCGGCGCCAAGUCUGCUUCCCUGGACAGGACCUGGAGCUGCUGCGUCCCUCGGCCCUGUGUUCCCCAGGGCUCUGCUCCUCUUGGCCCCAUGCCAGGUGCCUCUAUCUUGUCCCACAGCUCCACACUCCACUGCAGGCAGGUCACACUAGCUGCCCAGAUCCACAUCCAAACCCAAGUUUGGAAGUUGGGAGUGGCACAUCAUGACAUUGGCAGGCUUGGGCAUCAACCAGAUGUAGGUGUGUCUCCACUGAGCUGCUGUGUGACCUCAGGCAGGUUUCUUGCCCUUUCUGGGCUGCAGGUUCCUCACCCACAAAAUGAGAAUAAUAAAAGCAAUUGCUGCAGAGCAAAUGGUCGAAACUCCUGGGUGCGUGACAGCCGUCAUUGCUCUCCUAUUGACAAACACACCUCAUUGUUCCAGGAAGCAGCCUCUAAAGAGAGGCUCCUGGGUAGAAGAUUGGCUUCCCAAUCAGCAGGACUGGAGUCAGGAGGGCGGGAGAGGCAAGAGUACCCAGACAGGGGUGAGGCUGGUGGCCCAAGGCCUUCUCCAGACCUCUCUGGGGCUCAGGGUCAACCUCUCUCAGUAUGGCCCUGUACUCAAAGAAAUAAAAGACAGGACGUUAAGUCUCGAGAGGUCCUGAGAGGUCAGGGGGCAAAGACAGCCGCACUGUUAUGGACUGAAUGUUUGUGUCUGCCCCAAAUUCACAGGGGAGUGCUCGCUCCCAGUAGGAUGGUGGAGCUUUUGGGACUACGCAGGGCUAGACAAGGUCAUGAGGGUGGGGCUCUAGCGUUGGUGCUGUCAUGCGAGCUGAGAGAGACCAGAGCUUUCUCCCCACGCGUUCUGAGCACAGGCCACCAGGGAGCCCUCGCCAGGAUUCGAACCAACUGGCGUCUUGAUCUUAGACUCUCCAGAACUGUGGGAAGCCUCACAGUCAGUCCAGGCCUACAGCAGGCUGACCGGAGCCGGGAGGGAGCCCGGGCCAGUGCUCUGCCAUCCAGCUCCGCCCCAGCCUCCUAGAGGUCUCUCUCUUUAACCGCUAGUGUCGGGGCUGGGGUAAGCCCAGUGGCCGAGUGUUUGCCUAGCACGUCUAAAGCCCUGGGUUUCAUUACCAGCACUACAAAACAAAACAAAACAAAAAAACCAAAAAUGAAAGUCACAAAGCCAAACCAAAAACCAGCUAACAUUUUUAAGUGCCCACCGUGAACCAGCCCUGGGCAGAAAUGUCCACACCGGAUUCAGUUAAUCCCCACCCUCUACCAAAGGUUCUCACUCACCCAGGGGACUGUGAUGCCCACCCCCGGACACUGGACAAUGUCUGAAGAUGUUUCAGUUGUCACAUCUGGGAGUAGGGACACUCUUGGCAGCCACUGGGUGCAAGUCAGGACUCAGCUCAGCACCUUCUGAUAUUCAGGACGGUCCCAGGACAAAGAAUCAUCCACCCGCAGAUGUCAAUGUGCUGCAAGCCUCUGACCUGGGUAUCUCCGCCUCACAGGUAAGGAAACCAAGGCCCAGGUGGGUCCAGAGUCACACAACCUGCAAGUAGCAAUGAAAGCACUCCCUCAAAGAAUUUCUUGGAAAAUGUUCAGAUAUAUAGAAAGAACAGAGAGGGAAGGCCCACCUGCCUUCCAUUCAGUCAAUAAUCUGUCUCUUUGCAUGUGUGCGCAUGCAUGUGUGUGGAUUUUAUUUGAUUAUUUUGAGCAGGAUCUUACUAUGUUGCCCAGGGCUCAAGAGACCUUCCUGCCUCAGCCUCCCAAUGUCUGAAUGUGUACCACACCUGGCUUGGGUAUUUUUUUUUUUUUUUAAUUUUUUAGUUGUAGAUGGACACAAUACUUUUAUUUAUUCAUUUAUUUUUAUGCUGUGCUGAGGAUCGAACCCAGGGCCUCACACGUGCUAGGCAAGUGUGCUACCACUGAGCCACAACCCCAGCCCCUGUAUUUUAUUUUAAUAAAAUUUACAAAGUGAGCUAUAGAAUGCAUGGUGUGACCUCUCUAUGUAUCUCAUCAGGUUUCCUAAGAACAAGGAUAAGUAACCAUAUUCCCAGGUCCCAGGGAUACAAUUGUGUCCACAAUAUCUCUCUCCCUCCUUGCGGGGAGAUGGACGGUCCUGUGAAUUUUAUCGCAGAGCGGCUCCUUUGCCUCAAGCCCGCUACCAGCCCCAGGCAAGCACCGAUCUGCUGUCACCCCGCAGUUGUGUCUUUUUGAGAAUGUGGUAGAAAGGGGAUCAUAUGACCUGUGGCCUUUUGGAUCUAACCUUCACGAAGAGCAGCUCAGCACAUCUGAGAUUCAAGUUGUGGCCUGGGUCAAGAGUGGGUCUUUUCUUCUUGCUGUUGCUGAAGAAUAUUCCCUUGUGUGGAUGGACUCUGGUUUGUUUUACAUUCAUCCAUGGGGGUACAACGGGGUCAUUUUAAGCCAUUGGUGAUUAUGAAUAAAGUUACUAUCAGCA